CCCCCCCCAAAAAGCGCUCUUCGUCCCCCUCCCCCCCCGACCGCUCAUCGCAAAAUCUCCAACACCCAUCCCCCCGCCAAGACUCCCGGCAAUCCCUCUCCAAACAUUGCGCAUAACCCGUCGGCCGGCACCCGCAAGCUAGAACCGCCUCCUUGAGUCCAUGGUCGCCUCUGAUCGCGGCCCCGGAUGAACACACUGCGCAGCCAUGAGCACUAUUUUGACAGAUCGGCAGGCAGAGGAGCUUAACAAGGCCAUAGUGGCAUACCUCGGCGUUAUCAAUGCUCCAAAUACCAUCGUGGCUUUGCGACAAGAAGCCAACAUCCCCGCGAGCUUCGACGAUGCGACACGGAAGAAGUACGAGGGGUUGCUGGAGAAAAAGUGGACCAGUGUGGUGCGGCUGCAGAAGAAGGUCCUCGAACUAGAACAGCGGAAUCAGAGCCUCCAGAAUGAACUCGACUCGACAACCCCGACUUCCCUCCUGCGCAGAAACCAAGACCCCACAAGUUGGCUACCUCGAGCGCCUGCACGCCACACCCUCCAGUCGCACCGACAGCCCAUCACAUGCGUCGCCUUCCACCCCAUAUUUUCGUCCCUCGCCUCCGGCUCUGAAGACACUACAAUAAAAAUCUGGGACUGGGAAUUGGGAGAACUGGAGCGUACAGUAAAGGGACACACCAAGGGUGUGCUGGACGUCGACUUUGGCGGACCAAGGGGCGGAACACUUCUAGCAUCAUGCUCGAGCGACUUGACCAUCAAACUGUGGGACCCUUCUGACGACUACAAGAACAUCCGCACGCUCCCUGGCCACGACCAUUCCGUCUCGUCAAUUCGCUUCGUCCCCAGCGGCGCCGCUGGCUCGCCCUCUUCCGGCAACCUCCUCGUAUCUGCCUCCCGGGAUAAGACACUGCGAGUAUGGGAUGUCACAACAGGAUACUGCGUGAAGACAAUACGGGGCCACGGAGACUGGGUACGCGACGUUGCGCCAAGCUUUGACGGCCGGUGGCUACUAUCAGCAGGAAACGACCAGACGGCACGACUAUGGGACGCCAACUCGGGCGAGGCUAAAUGCACAUUUCUGGGCCACGAGCACUUCAUCGAGUGCGUCGCCAUAGCGCCUCCAGUAUCCUACUCGAGCCUCGCUUCCCUGGCCGGUCUUAAGAAACCGCCUCCGCUCAGCAGCUCCGCCGAAUUCAUGGCCACAGGGUCACGGGAUAAAACAAUCAAGCUCUGGGACGGCCGAGGAACGCUCAUCAAAACCCUUGUCGGCCAUGACAACUGGGUCAGAGGUCUAGUUUUUCACCCCGGAGGCAAAUACCUUCUUUCGGUGGGCGACGACAAGACGAUCCGCUGCUGGGAUCUCACGCAGGAAGGCCGGUGCGUGAAAACAGUCGAGGAUGCACAUGGUCAUUUCGUAAGCUGCAUUCGUUGGGCGCCAAACGUAGUCAAAGAUGUAGCGGUCAAUGGGGAAACAAAUGGCACAGCUGUAAACGGCGUAGCGAAGAAGAAAGAGGAAGGAGCUUCAAAAGCAGGGAUAAGAUGUGUCAUUGCGACGGGUAGCGUGGAUCUUAACGUCCGCAUCUUCGCGUCAUAAGGAGAGAUGCAGGCGUUUGAGCAGAGGUGCGACGGACACCCCUGGACGCAAUUCGAAUCUUGAGUCUGAAAUGCCUAUCUGCUCUAUCAAAGCUCAGAAAGAUAAGAAGCUCUCAGGGUGACACAGCUUCGAGAGAUUAAGAGCGUAGGCUAUAGCUACGGUCGACUUGAAUAUCACUUCUCCUUACAGUACACUGCCGGACAAUCUGCGGACUUUUACUAUUUUCUCCUUUGUUCUUCACGAGACCCAUGUAAGCAUACCCCUCUCUCGAGCUUUUGAUGUCGACUUGCUUCUUACUCAGCGCUGAAAGUGGCGUAUCGGAGUUUGGCGUGGGAAACCCGCGGGACAACGCAGUUACUUAGGUUGGGUUAGGUUGGGAUGACUGUGGAUCAUCG
Lindgomyces ingoldianus is the source of this 1986-nucleotide messenger RNA. Its product is annotated as dynein regulator. The record is from RefSeq and is a predicted model, not a curated record. The transcript is spliced from 3 exons. Gene Ontology annotation, biological process: microtubule organizing center organization; vesicle transport along microtubule; establishment of mitotic spindle orientation. Lineage: Eukaryota; Fungi; Ascomycota; Dothideomycetes; Pleosporales; Lindgomycetaceae. Gene Ontology annotation, molecular function: dynein complex binding; microtubule plus-end binding. Bases 206 to 1591 code for a protein of 461 amino acids. Gene Ontology annotation, cellular component: kinetochore; nuclear envelope; cytoplasmic microtubule.